AUGAUUGGUCCCGGUGAAGAUAGAUGGCGCGGAGGUCGGCCUUACGAUCAUAAUCGCCAGUCGGGGCAGCGACACCCCAACAAUCGGAACAUGAACAUGCACGGCGGAUCUCGAGGCGGACAUAAUCAGAAUCAGAAUCAACAUCAGAACCAGAACCAGAACCAGAACCAGAACGCCUGGGGAGCGGGCGACUCACGCGACCAGCUCUCCGCCGGACUGUCCCAGGACCAGCACGUUCCCGUACGAGGUUUCAAUGCCGCCGAGGCAAAGGGUGCACUGAGGAGAGCACCGAGACCCUACUUCUACAAGACCCCCGGCAAAGAUGCGAACAACCGUUCGGGCGGGCCGUGGGGAUCCAAGCCGAACGCGAUGGCCAACGGGAAGGAUUUCUUCCUCGAGCUCCGAAAGCAAGUCACGACUUUGAAACAGGGUGGUAAUGUGGCGGGUGGCUAA
This is a messenger RNA of Aspergillus melleus, 453 nucleotides long. RefSeq lists its product as uncharacterized. The coding region runs from base 1 to 453 and encodes 150 amino acids. NCBI's taxonomy places the organism in Eukaryota, Fungi, Ascomycota, Eurotiomycetes, Eurotiales, Aspergillaceae. The record is from RefSeq and is a predicted model, not a curated record. The transcript is spliced from 4 exons.